Dreissena polymorpha is the source of this 3171-nucleotide messenger RNA. Its product is annotated as E3 ubiquitin-protein ligase RNF14-like. Bases 68 to 1810 code for a protein of 580 amino acids. The transcript has 13 exons. Lineage: Eukaryota; Metazoa; Mollusca; Bivalvia; Myida; Dreissenidae. Gene Ontology annotation, biological process: protein polyubiquitination; positive regulation of proteasomal ubiquitin-dependent protein catabolic process; ubiquitin-dependent protein catabolic process. Gene Ontology annotation, cellular component: cytoplasm; ubiquitin ligase complex. Gene Ontology annotation, molecular function: ubiquitin protein ligase activity; ubiquitin conjugating enzyme binding; zinc ion binding. The record is from RefSeq and is a predicted model, not a curated record.
AUCAACACUACCAGAAGACUGCCAGCUAAGGCGAUCAACCAGGUUUGCUGAAGACGAAUCUUCCAUAAUGGCUGUUGGCGGUAUUCCUGAAUGCUAUUCUAACCUUACUGAAGCUGAAUUACAUGAAAACCAGCAGGCACAAAAUGAAGAGAUUGAAGUCCUGAAGUCGAUCUUUGAUGGGGAGGAUGAAAAACUUGACAUUCUUUCUCAGGCAAGCCCAGGGGAUGGUUCCCAGAUAGCACUCACUAUGUUGAAGCUGAAUGUACCUGUGUUCAGUCCAAACCAGAUCCAUGUGGCCGUGUAUCAAACAAUUGAUCAGAAUGGUGACAGUACAGUUAAUAGUAGUGGUGUCCAGCUAUCCAGAUCACAGUCUGGCCAGCGGAUGAUAUGGGAAUUCGCUGUUGACUACCUGCCCCCGAUAUGUCUUCACGUCACUCUGCCCCAGUCCUACCCAUCUCAGGAGCCCCCAAUCUACGCAGUUGCUUGCCCCUGGAUGUCCCCCCAGCAGCUCACGCUUGUUUGCCAUGAGCUUGACAAAAUGUGGGACACUGGCAGCCAUGAUGGCUCAGCGCCUUGUAUGCCGGUCUUGUACACGUGGAUAGACUGGCUGACGGAGAAUGUGCUGAGCAUGCUGGGAGUUGUUGACAGCCUGUCUGUGAGUGUUCACAGUGUGGACGAGGAUAUUGAUGAUUGCAGGGUUGUCAUGGAAACGACAGAUUUGAACAACAUCGUCACUACCAUGAUUAGGUACAAUAUGUCACAACGCCUCAGAGACUUUUACAGAUCCAAUCAGGAGUGUGAGAUUUGCUAUCACUCUGGACCCGGGGCUCAGUUUGUCCUGUUACCCGAUUGUGGACAUCACAUGUGCCGGAACUGCCUCUCCAGUCAUUGCCUGACCAUUGUGCAGGAAGGGAAUGUGCACAACCUACUCUGUCCCAUGUACAAGUGCAAGGCUGACCUACAUCCCACAAUUCUCAAGGAGCUUCUCUCCAAAGAGGACUUUGAGCGAUAUGAGACAUUGGCACUACAGAAAGCCCUUGACGUGAUGGAUGAUGUAACCUACUGCCCACGGUGUAACUGUGUCGUUAUCAGUGAACCAGAGAAGCACCUGAUGCUUGGUGUAUGCCCACAGUGUAACUUCACAUUUUGUACAGAGUGCAGGCAGAGAUGGCAUCAGGGCGAAAAGUGUGCGUCAAUUACUGGUGAUGUGAAGGAGAUAGUCACAGGGAAUCCUAGCAAAGAAGCCAAAGAGCAACAUAGAAGAGAGAUGGAAAAGAGAAAGGAAAACAGAUAUAGUGAUCUAUAUGUUCAGAAGAUGUCAAAGAAAUGCCCAAAAUGCAGAUCACCCAUGAUGAAAAUCGGCGGUUGCAACUUUGUGAAAUGCGGUCUCUGCGGACAAAGCCUGUGUUUUGCCUGUGGUGAAGCAAUUGUCGGCUAUCAACACUUUGUGGACAACACUGCAUGCAGUACGUUUUCCACGGAUACAAUGAUCGACAAUGCUGACAUGCCGCUAGGUAUCCACUAUCUGUACAACUACCAGGCUCCUGUCAUGCAGGCAAACAGGCCAAGGGAGAGGGACAUGGCAGAAAGCGAGGGACGAAGAAUCAAAGAUCGUCUUGCUAAUGACCCACAGUUGAAGGCCGAACGUUGUUUUGCAUGCAAGCAGACAAAUAUCAAAGAGAAUAGAAACAAUCUCAUCCGGUGUUGGAGCUGCAAGGCAAGCUUCUGUUGUUACUGUAAGUGCAAGAUUGUGGGACCGGUGGGGCGACACUUCUCUGGGGCAAGAGCCUGUCCUCAGCACAGUGAUUGACAAAGUUUCAUCAGUCAUUGCUGGGGUACAGAAAGCGUGACAAAUGACUCAUGAAAGGCUGGAAAAUGGAGGAAAUUUUGAAAAAAAGAGGAAAAAUUUGAAAAAAGAUGAAUAGAUACAGAGGACAAUAUGGGGAACAUUGGAAGAGUGUAAAUGAAGGAAAUAGUUAUAAAGAGAAGAAUUACAAUGGAGGAAAGUGGUAAAACAGGAAGAGCGAUAAUGGUGGAAAAUGGUGAAUUUGACAAAGACUUAGACUGAAUGAAACUAAUUAAACUGAGGAAGCAUGAGAAUGUACGAAAAUAGUGAAAAAUAUGAAGAGUGAAACAGAGGAAGAGUGAAAAUGUAGGAAAACAGUGAAGUAGACGAAGAGUUAGAAUGGAGACACUAAUUGAACUUACAUGUAGGAUGAUUGAGAAUGGAGGAAAAUAAAGAAACAGGGAAAAAGUAAAACAGAUGAAGCAUGAGAUUGUAGGAAAAUUGUAAAACAGAACAAGACGUGAAACAGAGAAAGAUGAAGAUUGUAAAAAUGAAAAAAGGCAAUUUCAUAAUUUUGCAAAUGAGAACAAAGGAAACUUAUUUAGGUCAUUAUGAGGAGAAAGUACAUGCUUCCACUUAGUAACAUGUCCUUUUUAAAUUUUAUUCCAACACCUAUAUAUAAUUCAAUAUAGAAUUCUAAGUCUCCCUGUACAAAUGUGAUAUGCAUGUGAUAAAUAAAUGUAUAUGAUAUUAAUGUGAUAAGUUAUUGCAUGUGAUAUUUUUGUGAUCAAUUAUUGUUUGUAGUAAUUCACUUAAUUGCAAAUAAUUGUCAAUUAUCUGCUCAUAAUAUUAACGCUGAAAGUUAUUAAGUUAAAUGGGAAACUAAUUUUGAUUUGUGAAAUAUAUAUUAAGUUCGAAAUAAUCAAUGAAAUGUUAUUAUGAUUUUGAAAAAUAAAAUAGAUUUUUCGUGAUAAUAAAUAAUUGAAACGUUGAAUGUUUCGUAUUAAAUAUAUUCUUAUUAUUAAUAUCCAAAAAAAUGUCAACUGCCAGUGCAAAAGCCCUCAGAACCAUGACUGAAACGUCACUUAAACAUGUCUGAGAUAUUGAGGAAAUUUACCCCCCCGACUUAUGGCAGGGUCAAGGCAAAAAACCAAGUUUUUCUAGCCACAUUAUACCCCUCGACUUAUGGCCGAGGUAGACUUAUGGCCGCGAAUGUACGGUAUUUUUUAAUCAUUUUGAUUGCAAUACAUAAUUUACUGUGAAAUUUCCAUGUAAUAUUGUAUUGUCAGUGUUGUAUUUGUAUAUUUUAUAAUCAAAUAUUGUAAUUUGAUAUUUUAUAUACUGUAAUGAAAUAAAUUUCCCCAAAUUAAAUACUGUAAAUGCUU